AUGGCUGGACAACGGGCCUCGCGGAUCAAGGUUGACAAGAACAAGAAGCGGAAGCGGGAGAGCAAUGAGAACGAGGUAACGGCCAAGAGGGCUCGUCCUCAGGAUGCAAACGGAGAGCUCGCUGAGCCAAUCUCGACCAAGGAUUUGGCCGAGAGGCUUGAUCGUUCAGAUGCCGCCUGGAAGAUCUCCAAGCCUAUGGGAGGACGCAUGCUGGACAUUGAUCCGAUUCUGACCGACGAUGGAGAACACUUGAUCUUGACCUACAACACCUCAAUCCAAGUAUUUUCAGCCAUCGACUCUCUCCUAGUGAGACGCAUACCUGUCAGCAGCAUCGACAACUCCGCAGUGCAAGGCUCAAAGCCCGCUUCGAUCGUUGCCGCCCGCCUAUCGAAACAAGAUGCCAACGUCGUUUGGGUCGCUUGCGCGGACGGCCAAGUAUACCGCAUCAACUGGACUCAGGAGUCCAAGAGCCUCGAUAGCUUCCAGACCGCCUCCAAAACGGCGCGUGCCAUGUCUAUUGUGCCCUUCGGUGCCAAGAAUCGCCCCAAGGAGGUUGUCAUCGUGGCUGAGUCGGACAAGUCGACGCGCACUGAACUCGUGGCAUACGAAUGGGAUGCUUCGUCGGCGCCCAAGUCGAAAUCUCUCGUCUCUCUCAAACGCCAGGGCACCGGCCUUCAACUCCUCGAAUCGACCAAAGACGGCCAGUUCUUGGUCGGCGCCAUCAACGACCGUCUGUUUCUGGGUGUCUCCAAGCAGUUGCCCGCCAAGUCGGACAAGCUACAGUACGAAUUUUACUCUUUCGACACGCCGGAUCUCAUCACGACUUUGGAUCUACGCGCAUACAAGCGAUCUUCAAAGCACGCCCGCAACGAGACCGAAAAGGUUGUCGAUGUGAUCGUCGGUGGUGCUCGCGGUGGCAUCUACCUGUACCAUGACGCCAUUGCCCGAUGCCAGGCGACCGAGUCUGGCAAGCAAUCCGACAACACAAUACACGCCCAGAAGUACCACUGGCACCGCAAGGCCGUCCACUCGGUCAAGUGGUCCAGAGAUGGCAACUACAUGAUCUCUGGUGGUUCCGAGAAUACGCUGGUGCUGUGGCAAAUGGAUACUUCCAAGAAGGACUUCCUUCCCCAUCUUUCAGGAAGUGUAGAGAAUAUAGUGGUCUCCGCAGAUGGCGCUUCCUAUGUGGUACAUCUCGACGACAACUCGACAAUGAUUAUCUCUACCUCCGAAAUGAAGCCUUCCGCUUAUGUAUCCGGCAUUCAGUCCGCCGCCGCGGAUAUUCAGACUCCCAAGGAUCAACUUGUCAAGCGUGUCUGGGAGAUGCAAGACCACGUCCGCCAGCGUAUUCCUGCCGCCAUCCGCUCCAACGCACCAUCUCGCCUGCACGUCUGUGUCGGCACUGGCAGACAAUCCACCAUGUCUGGCCGCUUCUCUGCGCCGCUCCUCCAGGCAUUUGACCUCGAAACCUUUACCAGCAUCUCAAAGCAAGCUCUCGCAAGAACACAACCCACCGAUAUCAACAUGACGAACAAGGGCCACAUCAUUGAUGAGCCUCUUGUUACACACGUGGAAUUUUCCAGCGACGGGAAGUGGCUCGCCAGUGUUGACGACUGGCAGCCUGCUGCUGGAGACAUUGACAACGUUAGCCCUGAACUAAGGGAGCAGUUUAUUCGAGAGCGUCGUGAAGUCUAUUUGAAGUUUUGGGAAGUCGAGGAUGACAAUGAGCCUGUCGCCCUGGUUUCGCGAGUCAACGGACCCCACGCGACGUCGGCGUCUGAGCCUGUCUUGGAUCUUGCGUCUGACCCUUCAUCGACAUGCUUUGCAACAAUUGGUGGUGAUGGCCUUGUGCGUUUGUGGCGCCCAAGAACGAGACAAACCAGCGGCAUUGUAUCCAAGGGUGCUACCGGCAAAGACACUGUUUCUUGGAGCUGCGCACAGGUGAUCCCGGUUGGCGAAGGCCAUGGAGCGGGUGCCCUUACUGACAUGGCGGCCUCGUCUGCGCCUCAAGGCACAAUUACAUACUCAGAAGAUGGCUCAACGAUAUUUGCCGCCUUUGGCUUCUCCGAUCUUGGAUCAGUAUACGUGAUUGAUGCGGCCGCCGGAAGAGUUGUUCGCAUCCUCGAGGGUCUCUGGGAGGGCAAGUUGCACGCUAUCCGCACGCUGUCGCCAUUUGUUGUCAUUCUUUCGGAUGUUCUCCACGUCUACGACAUUGUAAGCGACGAACUCCGCUACGGUAUUGUGGUGCCUCAGAUCACCGGCAUGGAGGAUUUACUCCAACUUGCUGUUGACCGCACUUCUGGCCACUUUGCUGUCACGCUGCCGAUCGACAACAUCUCCAGCAUUGGCAUUUUCAGCCCCGAGGACCCCGAGCCCUUGAUGGUCCGCAGCACACCGCACCGCAUUGUCAGCCUGACUACAGCCCCCGGAACCAGCGGCUUUCUUGCCCUGGACGACGCUGCGCAAAUAUGGACAGUCACUGAAGGCUCCGACCCGUCUUCGAUAGUCACUGCCCAGCCGCUCCAGGAUAUUCAUCUGGACGGCCAUGUGGAUGAGGAGACUGCGAGUGGAGAUGUUGGGGCUGCCGCAGAAGAGGACGUGCUGAUGGCCAGUGACGACGAAGAAGCUGCCGAGGACGGUGUCGCAGACGACGAGAUGGACAUGGAUAUCGACGACGUGCCCACCAGUGUCAUUUCACAGCAGAGCCUGGCCGAUAUAUUCAACGCGGCGCCGGCCUUUGCUGGACCGUCCGUGGAGGACAUGUUCUACAAAGUGACGGGGCUGUUGGGGACGAAGCCGCUGUCUUCUUGA
Messenger RNA from Akanthomyces muscarius, 2811 nucleotides. RefSeq lists its product as uncharacterized. The record is from RefSeq and is a predicted model, not a curated record. Gene Ontology annotation, molecular function: RNA binding; protein binding. NCBI's taxonomy places the organism in Eukaryota, Fungi, Ascomycota, Sordariomycetes, Hypocreales, Cordycipitaceae. The transcript has 2 exons. Gene Ontology annotation, cellular component: nucleolus. The coding region runs from base 1 to 2811 and encodes 936 amino acids. Gene Ontology annotation, biological process: positive regulation of rRNA processing; positive regulation of transcription by RNA polymerase I.